CGCGCCCCGCUGCGGAGCCCCGGACGGUCGCGUCCCCGCGCCACCGCACCAUGAACACGGUGGUCUUCAACCAGCUCGGCGGCGCCGUGCUCUUCGAGGACCGAGGCGCUGCAGAGCGCGAGCGGGGCGGCCGGCCCUACGGAGUCCUGGACAGCCCUCACGCCCGCCCGGAGGUGGGCGCUCCCGAUGGCCCGCCCCUCAAGGACAACCUCAGCCUAAGACACCGGAGGACCGGGGCCCGGCAGAACGGCGGGAAGGUGAGACACAAGCGGCAGGCCCUGCAGGACAUGGCGCGGCCCCUCAAGCAGUGGCUUUACAAGCACCGCGACAACCCGUAUCCCACCAAGACGGAGAAGAUACUCCUGGCCCUUGGCUCGCAGAUGACGCUGGUGCAGGUGUCAAAUUGGUUUGCUAAUGCAAGACGUCGGCUUAAGAAUACUGUUCGACAGCCAGAUUUAAGCUGGGCUUUAAGAAUAAAGUUAUACAACAAGUAUGUUCAAGGAAAUGCUGAGCGGCUUAGUGUAAGCAGUGAUGAUUCAUGCUCCGAAGAUGGAGAAAAUCCUCCAAGAAACCACAUGAAUGAAGGGGGAUAUAAUACUCCAGUCCACCAUCCUGUGAUUAAAGGUGAGAGCUCUGUCAUAAAAGCUGGAGUAAGGCCUGAGUCACGGGCCAGUGAGGACUACGUGUCACCCCCAAAAUACAAGAGCAGCUUGUUGAACCGUUACCUUAACGACUCUUUGAGACACGUCAUGGCCACAAACACUGCCAUGAUGGGAAAAACAAGGCAAAGAAACCACUCGGGAUCUUUUAGCUCCAAUGAAUUUGAGGAAGAGUUGGUGUCUCCGUCGUCAUCGGAAACUGAAGGCAACUUUGUCUACCGCACAGACACUCUGGAAAACGAAUCCAGUAAGGGGGGCAGUGCAGUCAACAGAAAGGGGCCAAGCAAGGAUGACACGUACUGGAAGGAGAUCAAUGCAGCUAUGGCCUUAACAAAUCUUGCACAGGGAAAGGACAAACUGCAGGGAACUACCAGCUGCAUCAUCCAGAAGUCAUCCCACAUAGCAGAAGUGAAGACUGUCAAAGUGCCAUUGGUGCAGCCAUUUUAAGAGCUUGUUGCUUUUCAGAUUCAUGGCCGUUCUUCUUCCCAGUGUUUCUCAUAAGUCCUCAUCUUAAGAGCCGAAGCAGGGGUGGAAAUGACUCCCUCUCAAACCUCUUCCUAUUUUUAAUUAACCUAAAUAGAUCAUUUAGUUGCUUCUAUAAAAGACAUAAAUUAUAAAAAAACUCACUUUAAUCAAAAAUAUUAACUUAUUUUAUGUUACUCAAACUAUGCAUAAAAUGUCAGCAUUACCAUUACAGUAAGUGCCUUGCUUCCCGAAAAUGAGCUCCAACGUGGGCACAGUAGAACAGCUGUGCCUCAAAAUGCCAGCGCCGUGUGCUUACUAGUUUGUGUGCAUCACUCUGGGCAUGCCAGCCAUGCCAGGACUGAAACCAGAAUCGCCAAGAGCCCUUGAAAUAUAUUCAGUCAUUCUUAUGUUAAAACUUGGAAAUCUCUUCAGUCCAAAUGAAAUGUCCCUUUAAAAAUUUUCUACAGUAUUGAAAAUUGUUCAGUGUGCUUUUCAGAGUGACAGAAUUUUAUGCAUGUGUCUUGCCUGCACAUUUGAUUUGUUACAGGCAUCCAAAAUGCAAGGUGCGGUGAUCUACAGAGUGUGUACAUUUAAGAAAUGAUUCCUUCAAACUCAUUUAAAAUUGCAACAAAUACAUUGUGAUCAGGAAAACAUUUUUCAAGCACCCCUGGAAAACCCCACAAUGCCCUAUAGAAUUAAUUCUGAUUUUUUUUCCCUCAGGCUUUGCUGAAAUUAAAAAAAAAAACAACUGUAUUAUAUAACUCCAAAAAUUUUCCUGUGUAAACCUAAACCUAUAGUUUAGUUUUAAAACAUAAUCCUGUUUGCAUUAGAGCUCAGUAUUUUUUGUGAUGGAAUUUGUGUUCAUAUGGAAUGACUAAAAACCUUUUAUUUGGUUCAUUUCAAAUUAUAAUUGUUGACGGACAAUUUGUAUUGCAACGAGAACAAGACAAUGAAAGAAAUGUAUCUCUGUGUGAAUAUAUAGAUACACACAUAAAAUUGAUUUCCAAAUGGACAUCAUAAAACAUAUGGAAAACAAAACAUUGAACAGUCUGAAUUUUGUCAAGUAGGACAUUAAAGUAAAAAUUAAGUGAAAUCAUGCAUUAAAAGAAAACAUUUUGUUUUUAAAUUAGACUACAAUGGAAUAAGGAUAAUCAAUAUCAAGAAAGAAACAUAUCUUUUUCAAUCAAACAAUAAUAUUCUAAUCAGCUUGGGAAGACUUGAAACUUGAAUAAACAGUGGAAAUGCCAAAUAUAACAGAGUGUGUGUGCUACAGAGAAGUAAAAAAAAAUUUGACUCUUUUAUGGUGGGAUUUUUUUCUGGAUGUAUAAUCUAUUUUUUUUUUAACUGGAAAGCAUUUUUGUGAGUGUGAAUGAGGGCCAAUAGUGCAGCCAUGUGGUAACGCUUUUCUUUAUUUUGCAAAAUGCUUUUAAAACCAAAGGCUGCUCUAGUUGAUAGACACUAUCAGUCUUGAUACAAAUUGUAGGACACUUUUUAAUGUAAUAUAGCAUUUGGGGAUUGGGUUUAUUUAGUGUAAUGAAGAUAAUUUGAUAUAAAAAUAUUUUGUGUAUAUAUAUAUUUUAACUUUGUUUUCUAAAUUGCUGUUUGCAGUAACAGUAAGCGCAAAGCAAUAUAUAUAAGUUAUGACUGUAUGAUAAGAUGAAGUAUGAGUUCUUUUGGUUUACAUCCUUAAGUAGUUAGAGAUCCCUGAUAAAAACCUUGGAAUCUUUAUAAGACAGUUUGCCAAAAUGUGAGCAUGUCAAUGAAAACUAAAGACAAGUACUUCACUCUUUUUCAUACUACUAUAAGUUAUUCUAGUAUUAAAUAUGUUAAUAAAAGUGUUUUUGUUCUGACAUAUUUCAGUUAGAUGAAUGAAUGCUGGUUGUAUUUUGUUUGAAUUAGUCAUGAUUCCUUUUGCCAUCUUUUAAAAAAAAUCAGCUGAUUUGUUCUGUGUUAUAAACUAUAGAUGACAAGCCAAUAUAGGACAGCUAGUGAUGUGACUUUUUUUUUUGUUAAGUACCAAAGCUUGGAAGGUUUUAUAAUUAACACAUCAAGAAGAUUUUAUAAUAAGCACAUCCUUGGCAAUAUCUCUAGUUACAAUUACUUUUAAUUUAUUUUUUCUUGUGCUGCUCUAACAUUUUUCUGGAUAUUAAAAUUCCUCUAAUCCUUUAAAAGAAUCUUGAACAGUGCUGAGCCAGCAGCUGAGAAUCUAACUCGUAAUUUAUGUUGUAGAGAAAUAGAAUUACCUCUAUUCUUUGUUUUGCCAUAUGUAAUCAUUUUAAUAAAAUUAAUAACUGUCAGGAGUUCUUGACAGAUUUAAAAUAAAAGUUAAUUUCUAGACCUC
Messenger RNA from Carlito syrichta (Philippine tarsier), 3465 nucleotides. It is a transcript of the gene MKX, whose product is annotated as mohawk homeobox. The record is from RefSeq and is a predicted model, not a curated record. Gene Ontology annotation, biological process: cell development; muscle organ development; regulation of transcription by RNA polymerase II. Gene Ontology annotation, molecular function: DNA-binding transcription factor activity, RNA polymerase II-specific; RNA polymerase II cis-regulatory region sequence-specific DNA binding. Lineage: Eukaryota; Metazoa; Chordata; Mammalia; Primates; Tarsiidae. Bases 51 to 1106 code for a protein of 351 amino acids. Gene Ontology annotation, cellular component: nucleus. The transcript is spliced from 6 exons.